This is a messenger RNA of Orbilia oligospora ATCC 24927, 2607 nucleotides long. RefSeq lists its product as uncharacterized. Gene Ontology annotation, cellular component: mitotic spindle pole body; equatorial microtubule organizing center; centrosome. Gene Ontology annotation, molecular function: microtubule minus-end binding; gamma-tubulin binding. Gene Ontology annotation, biological process: microtubule nucleation; meiotic cell cycle; spindle assembly. The transcript has 5 exons. Bases 1 to 2607 code for a protein of 868 amino acids. Lineage: Eukaryota; Fungi; Ascomycota; Orbiliomycetes; Orbiliales; Orbiliaceae. The record is from RefSeq and is a predicted model, not a curated record.
AUGUCACACCGACCUACUCGAUCUAGUCACGCUCGCGAUUUCUCGAUUUCCACCAAAGCUUCCAAUCGCCCUUCGGCCUCCCUCACAGACGCCCCUGUUUCUCCUCGGUCGCACCGGCCAGGUGGAACUACGCCUCUCCACGCGGGCCCUCCUCCAUCCUCCUCUCGUCCCGGCAAUCCUGUGUCAAAGCCGGAUCGGAGAGUAACCACUACCACUACAACCACAAUAGCUACGAACACAGCGCUUCUCGUCACCAAGUCUGCACAACGUAAACCGAACGAAACAAGAGAAGUUCCCAGCGCUCCGAACAGAGACAAGCCCAGAUCGGGCCCUUUUUCCAGCAACAAUGGGAUAGUUUCCUGGUCCCCCGAAGUUUCAUUGAGGCAGCAGACUACAGCUCCUCUUGCCUCCAGAACGACUUAUCCUCCGCUAUCAAAUACUAUCACUCCUGUCAAGGGCCCGACCUUGCUAGAGCAGAUGAGCCCAGAGGCUCAGGAAGCUGCAGUCAUUGAGGACCUGCUUUUUUGUUUUAUGGGGUUCGAAGGCCAGUUCCUCCGAUUCAAGGAAGAGUAUAACCCCGUUGUCGAAGCUGAGCGUUUAGCGGGUCCCCAAUUUAGAAUCCCUAUAGGCCUUGAGCCGAGUAUAAAAGACAUUCUAGGAUCACUCCUCAAAGUCGCAAGACAUUACGCUGCACUUGAUGCAUUUGUCGAGGUGCAAUCACGAGACGAAUUUGGUGCUAUCAAUCAUGCUCUCUGCUCUGCGAUUAGGAAGUUGUUGAAGGAUUAUCUUGUACUCAUCGCGCAAUUAGAACACCAAUUUUUAUCUAACCCUAGCUUCACCCUACACACCCUUCACCUAAGUACAAUCCCGGUUUCCCACACUCUCUCGCAAUUAUACUCGCUAGCCCAGGAAAUCUUGCGACGAAACUCCUUGCUUGAAGAUGAUGACCUGGAUUCUGCCGGAGAUGACGUUGAAUUGUUAUUAGAAUCACUCAGAGAUGGUGCAAAUAUUGCCGGCGGCGGGCCUGUUAUGGGAAGGAAAGUAUGCAAGGGUGGCGCAGUCCUCGAUCUUAUCACAAACCGCCUGAAUUCCAUGGCUGGAGACCCUUCUACUCGAAGCUUACUUGAAUACCUCCUUCGACAAUCAUCAAUGCCUUAUAUGGUAAUGCUUAACGAGUGGCUUCACCAUGGUGUCAUUAAAGAUGCCCAUUCUGAGUUCUUGAUCAAAGAAACAAAAUCAAUCCGUAGGGAACGGCUGGAAGAAGAUUACACGGAUGAAUACUGGGAUAAAAGAUACACUAUCCGGCAUAACGAUGUACCUCCACAGCUUGAAGCAGUCAAGGAAAAAGUCUUGCUCGCAGGAAAAUAUCUGAAUGUAGUUCGGGAAUGUGGCGGUGUCGAUGUGAGCAAGGAAGUAAAAGAUGUUCCUCUAACUUUCGAUGACCCAAAUUUUCUUGAUAAUGUUGGCUCCGCCUACGCACACGCGAACGAAUCGCUCCUUAAUUUACUACUAACGACACACGGCCUGCGAGCACGCCUUCGCUCCCUCAAACAUUACUUCUUCUUAGACCAAUCCGAUUUUUUCUCGUAUUUCUUGGAGUUAGGAACGUCCGAGUUAAAAAAACCGGCUAAGAACGUCAACGUCGCAAAGCUACAAUCCCUCCUCGAUCUAACCUUGCGGCAACCCGGAAGUAUUGCGGCAGGAGACCCCUUCAAAGAGGAUGUCAGAGUCCAGAUGAAUGAAAUUGGCUUAACGAAAUGGUUGAUGAGAAUUGUUAGUGUUAGUGGCGUGGAUGAAGGGUCUGGCCUCCCUGAGGAUCAUCGUAAUUCUUCGAAUCUGGAUGACGAUAAGUCAAUAACAGGGUUCAAUGCAAUGGAACUCGACUUUGCGGUUCCAUUUCCUCUCUCUCUAGUUAUCUCUCGGAAGACAAUACUCCGGUAUCAACUAAUAUUUCGGUACUUACUAUCCCUCCGGCAUCUCGAAAUUCUCCUUGUUGGCGCAUGGCAAGACCACACCAAGGUCAUAUCUUGGCGACACCACUCUCGCUUCCUCCCAAUCGAACGUUGGAAACGGGGGGCUUUUACUUUGAGGGCAAGAAUGCUUGUAUUCGUUCAACAACUUCUCUAUUUUUGCACAGCCGAAGUUUUGGAGCCAAAUUGGCACAGCCUUCAAGAAAGAAUCGGAAGCGUUAAAACGGUCGAUGAGCUGAUGCAGAAUCACGUAGACUUUCUGGAUACCUGUUUGAAAGAAUGUAUGCUGACAAAUUCUAAACUUCUUAAGAUUCAUGCCAAAAUUAUGCAAACUUGCACAAUGUUUGCCUCCUAUACUUCGCAUCUAUCUAGGGCGCUUGUUUCCGCGGACCCAAGUCUUAAUCCUUCAAAUUCCGGAGCCAUUAGUUUGGGACCCGAUGAGGCUGCAAAAGUCGAAAAACUGAGCGACAAUCUCAAAAAGUACGAGGAGAAUUUUAGCCGACAUCUUAAAAUACUUCUUGAUGCCUUAAACUAUUAUGCUGCGACGGAGACGGUCGUUCUCCUAGGUCUCUGUGCUAGGCUGUCGACAGCAAACGAUGGGAACGCUGUCAUGAAUUCUAGUUUGGAAGAGCCAUAG